This is a messenger RNA of Acromyrmex echinatior (Panamanian leafcutter ant), 1932 nucleotides long. RefSeq lists its product as uncharacterized. Lineage: Eukaryota; Metazoa; Arthropoda; Insecta; Hymenoptera; Formicidae. The record is from RefSeq and is a predicted model, not a curated record.
AUGAAUGAUCUACCGAAAUUACAAUACAAUGGACCAGAAGAGCCACUUGACAAAUACCCGGUAGAUGAAUCAUGCGUGAUAAACGAUUUGACAUUGGAAGAUGACAAGGAUGUUGCCGAGCCAUUGCAAGAUGUAGAAAUAAAAGUAUGGACUUAUGAUGAAGAUGACACUGAAAUCGUGGAGGAAGAAAAAGAAGAGGAAGACAUCAAAACGGAACCAGAAAUAAUCGACAAGACUGACAUAUUUACUGAUUUUAUGGCAGAAUUUGGAGCAAAACGGACGAAGGAAUUGGCAAUUAAGGCUGAAAAGAAGAAGAAACAGCUACGACAACUGAUCGGUGUUGAACAGAAGAAAGAUGAUGAAUCUGAAGAAACGCUGAUCACGCCAGAAGAUGAAGAUAUUGUGAGUGAACGAGUAUCCACUGAAAGUUCGAUUCAUCCAUGUUUAUACAAGAUAGAUAUCAGCGAUUCUCAGCUGAAAGUGAAUCCGUAUACGAUGUACCAGGUUCCGAACGAUCCCGGAUUGCUACCAGCUUUCUGGUUGUUACGUGAACGCCCGCCGAUUUACAGCACUGAUGGUGUGCAGAAAUUCUACGACAUAGUAAAACGUGCCGGUUUGAGAUCGAUUGGUUCGUUAAAAGAUAUGCUCUUAACAGAUCAAUUAAAUCUGAGUUAUACUGGAUUUAAGUCACCAAUAAUGAAAGCGAUCUGUGAGGCUUUGACCGACAAUAUUUUUGUACGAAAACUGGAUUUGAAGGACACUAAACUAUCCGCGAAUGCAUGCAGAUAUCUAAAUGAUUUAUUACUUAAAAACAACAGUAUAAUCGAUUUAUCACUAUCGGGUUGCCGAAUUGGCACGAAUGGCGCAAAAAAAUUAUAUCAUGCGAUAUCGGAGAACACAGCCCUGAAGGUGCUCGAUCUCAGCCGUUGCAACAUCGGCAAUGAAGGCUUCGAAUACAUCGCGUCUGCAUUAUCUAAUAAUCAAGAUUUGGAGAGUCUUGAUCUAUCCGACAAUCAUCUGGACGAGAUGUGCUCAAAAAGUCUGUACAAUUUGCUCUCGUCCAAAAGCUUGACGCAUCUGAACUUAUCUUGGAAUUCUCUGUAUGACGCAAAAGUCUGGAAAGUUCUAGUCAAUGGGCUUAAGAAAAAUCGAGAAUCGCUGCGUUCCCUGAAUUUAUCUUGGAACGCAAUUGGAGAGGAAUGUGUUCAUCAUCUUUAUAAUCUAUUAUCACGCUCGCGGAACAUUGAGGAGCUGAACUUAAGUUGGAAUAGAUUUAACGGAAAAGAUGCUGAAAUCAUAGCAGAAGGUAUAUCGAAAAAUAAUACGCUUCAAGAAUUACAACUGGGAAACAACCCUUUGGAAGCACAAGGUGUUUCAGCUUUGAUUCACGCAAUUACGCCGAACAUAUCGCCCGAUAGUGCUUUGCGUCUUUUGGAUUUAGAGAACAUUUGGGCAAAUAAGAAUAUUCUUGAAGACUUGGAGACAAUCAAAAACGUCAGACCGUGGGUUACAAUCAAAUUAGGCGGUAUUCUGAGCAAUUAUCAGCUCGUUGGACCAAAUGUUAGAAGAAUACUUCUGAAGAGAGCAAAAUACGAGACAAUGCUACCAAAACAAAAGAAUCGACGACGCAACUUCGGCCAAUUUGUGAUGUCGUUGACAGACAAACUAAUAAACCGAGAAAAAUUUACACAAUUAGUGCAGACGUUCAAACUAAAGCUUUCUACAUCGCUCAUCAAUGAGAUAAUGAAUGCAUUCCAGGGACCGUAUAAGAGUGUCGAUCAAAAACUGUUGAAAUCAUUUUAUUUGGAAGAAUAUCCAGAAACGAUCAUAGAAUACAAAAAUAGUACGAAAAAAAUUGAAGAAAAAGAAAUUAAAAAGCAAAUACCAAAAAAAAGUGAAGUGAAAAGGAGAACGAAAAAACGAAAAAAUUAA